This is a messenger RNA of Plasmodium relictum, 3270 nucleotides long. Its product is annotated as CPW-WPC family protein, putative. The transcript has 2 exons. NCBI's taxonomy places the organism in Eukaryota, Apicomplexa, Aconoidasida, Haemosporida, Plasmodiidae. The coding region runs from base 1 to 3270 and encodes 1089 amino acids. The record is from RefSeq and is a predicted model, not a curated record.
AUGUGUUCUUCUAAAUACAUAAGUUUCUUUUUAAUUUUUUUAAUAAUUACAAUAAAUUGUUUUAAUAAAUUUUUUUUACUUACUUAUACUAUAAAUGACAAUAAAAAUAAAUUAGAAAAUCUUCUAAAUAUAACCAAUAAUAAUAAUGAAUUUAAUGAUUUGUCAUCAUUUAGUGAAGAAUUAAUAAAAUCUUUUUCUUUUACAUUAAAAAAUGUUCCUUUAGUACUACUUAAGGAAAAAGUAAAAAAUCAAGUUAUAAAAGCAUCUAAUAAUUUGAAUUUACCAAACCCAGAUGAAGAACUUUGUGAAAUUAAUUAUUCUGAACUAUGUCCAGAAAAUUGGAUAAACUUUGGGGAUGGUAUGAAUUGUCUAAGUCCAAUUAACUAUAAAGGUCCUUGCGAAAAAAAAGUAUCUUUUAAAAAUGCAACUGCAAUAAGUAAAUAUAAAUUUUCUAUAGAAUGUCAUGUAUCAUGGCCUUGUACUGGUACUUGUAUAGAAGAUUUUUCAAAAGAAUGCCCAUAUGAAUGGAUAUUAAACAAAGAUAUUUGUGAAGCACCCAAAAGUUACAAGGGAAAAUGUGUAAAAAAAAAAAAAUUUUCAAACUUUUCUGAAGCAGAGAAAAAAAUAUGGAGUGAUGAAUGCAAUAUAAAUUGGCCAUGCUAUGAUAAAAAUUAUGAUUUCAACAUUUUAUGUCCAAUUAAUUGGAAAAUGAACCCUGAUCAUAAGAGUUGUUUAGCUCCUGUUUCUUAUAUUGGACCAUGUGUAAACAUUCUAUAUUUAUUUGAUUUAAAUGAAAAAGAAAAAUUAUCUUUAGGAAGAAAGUGUAAUAUUGAAUGGCCUACUCAUGUAAAAAAAGAAUUAGAUUUAAAUUCACUAUGUCCUAUAGGUUGGAAAAUAUCUGACUUAGAGAAUAUAGUUUGUAAUGCACCUUUAUCAUAUAAUGGACCAUGUGGAAAAAAAAUAUCUUUUGAAAAUUUCAGUAAAGAAGAAAAAUUGGAAUUUUCACAAAAAUGUGAUGUGCAAUGGGCAUUAUUAGAUGAAAAACUACAAAAUUUUGAUUUACCUUGUCCAUAUAAUUGGGUUUUGGUUGAAAAAGAAGAAAAUAUAUGUAUAUCACCUGUAGAAUAUCAAGGACCAUGUGAAAAUAUUUUUUCUUUUAAAAAUUACACAAAAGAAAUGAAAUCUGCGUGGUCAUCUUCAUGUAAUACUGUUUUUAUAAAUGGAAAUGUAAAUAAUAUUGAAGAAAUAAAUAAACAUAGAGAAAAUAAAAUUCUAAAUAAAAAAAAAAUAUUUGGAAUAAGUAAAAAAAAUACUUUCAAUUUAAAUCCUUCUAUUAAUAACGGUCCAAUAGGUUAUAAAGGAUCUCUCUAUGAAGGAGAAGUAUUAAAUGCUGAUGAUGAAACGGAAUACUUGCCUAACAAAAGUAAUUUAAAUUAUAGUAACAAAAUAAUUGAAAUAGAAGAUAUUGGUGAUAGAAAUGAUAAAAAUUUUAUUUUAACUGACGAAAAAGUUAAAGAUCUGAUUUUAUUAAAAGAAUCUUCUGAUGACGAAGGACUUCGUGCAAGUAUAGACGAAACUAUAAAGAAUCUAAAAGGUAAAUAUUCCAAAGAAGCUUAUUUUUCGUUUAUUGAAAUAGGUAUGUUGAAUAACUUAUAUAACAAUAAUAAAUUAGAAAACGAAUAUAAUUUAAAAGAAGAUAUUUACUCAUAUAAAAAAAAUGAAAAAGAAUAUAAAGAUAACAAUGAAAAUGAUGAUGAAUAUGAACAUAAAAAUAAAUAUGACUAUGAGGAUGAACAUGAAGAUGAUGAUGAAUAUGAACAUAAAAAUAAAUAUGACUAUGAGGAUGAACAUGAAGAUGAUGAUGAAUAUGAACAUAAAAACAAAUAUAAUUAUGAAGAUGAGCAUGAAGAUGAAAAUGAAAGUGAUAUUAAUAAAAAUUACCUCAAUGAAAAUAGUACGUAUAAAACUAAUAUGGGAGAAAUUUUAUAUGAAGAUAACAUUACUGAAACAAAAAAUUUAUAUGAAAAUUAUAAAAUUGAGAAUGAAAAUUUUUCUUAUAAUGAUAUUUGUCUUGAAAAGGACUAUACUAAAUGUCCAAUAGGGUGGACUCAGAUAAAUAAUAAAGAGUGCUUAGCACCCAAAUCUUAUAUAAAGAAUUUAAGAAAAUGUAGUUCUAUAUUAAAUAUAGGAGAUAUAGUAAAAAAUGUAUAUGACGUUGCACACAAUAUGUCUUUUGUUACAGUUGACAUUGAAGAAAGAAAAAAAUUAGAGAAGAAAUGUAACAUCAAAUUUCCUUGUAAAGAAUGUGAAAGAGAUUAUGUUAGAGUUAAUUGUCCUUUAGGAUGGACAGAUAUUGGUGAUGGAAACUGUAAAGCACCCAAUGAUUAUUCAUUAUACUUAAAAGAAUUAUGUAACACUGUAGUUAAUUUUAAAUAUACAACUCCAGUAUUUAAAAGAAAUUGGAGUUAUUUAUGUAAGUCCGAUUGGCCCUGUUUUUCUGUAUGUGAAAAAAAUUAUGGAAAUAUUUGUCCAUUAGGCUAUAAACUUAUUAACGAACGAAUAGAAAAAAAUAAUGAAAACAUUUAUGUAUGUGCUAAUGAAUAUUGGAAAGAAUAUAAUUAUAGUGAUUUCGGAAAUGAAGCAGAAACAAAUAUAUGUCAUGUUAUUGAAAUAUACAAUAGUACUAUUCUAAAAAAAGAGAUUGAAAGAAAAUGUAAAGUUACAUGGCCAUGUUUAAAUAAGUGUGAAGAAAAUUUUUAUCAAACAUGCCCUUAUAAUUGGCUUUUAAAAGAUAAUAAAUGCAUUGCACCAUAUUACUAUAAUCCACCAAAAGGGUGUGAAAAUUCAUUUGAUAUAUUAAGUUUUAAUAUUUUUGAUAAAUAUCUUUUUUCUAAUAGAUGUUUUGCUCCUUGGCCAUGCAGAAAUUCUUGUCAGCAAGAUUGGUCUAACUCUUGCCCAGACGAAUGGAUACUAACAAAAAGAAAAAUUAAUAAUAAUAAAAAUAUUAGAUACUUUUGCAAAUCUUCUGAUAAGUAUAAAGGAAUAUGUGAUGAAGAAUAUGAUUUAACCGAUUUCACUUUUUUGCAGAAACAAGAUUUUUCUUUUCGAUGUAGUGUUAAAUGGCCUUGUGGAAACUCACUACAUCAUUCACGAAAUUGGCAAAAAGAAAAUAUUUAUAAUGAUACAAACUUUAAGAAACUAAAUACUCUUAAAUUUUAUAGUCCCUAUUAUUCAUCCCUUUAUAAGAAAUAUAAAACUUCUUUUUUUUAA